Gopherus evgoodei (Goodes thornscrub tortoise) is the source of this 1720-nucleotide messenger RNA. It is a transcript of the gene MPLKIP, whose product is annotated as M-phase specific PLK1 interacting protein. Gene Ontology annotation, cellular component: centrosome; midbody; nucleus. The record is from RefSeq and is a predicted model, not a curated record. NCBI's taxonomy places the organism in Eukaryota, Metazoa, Chordata, Testudines, Testudinidae. The transcript is spliced from 2 exons. Bases 116 to 688 code for a protein of 190 amino acids.
GCAGCACGCCACGCACGCGCCGUGUCUCUCUGCCAGUUAGCAGAGGCGGUUGCGCACUUUUCGUUCGUUUCGCGGCUCGGGGCUGCGAGGCCGCAGUGGGAGCCGGAACGGGGCCAUGCACCGACAGAGCUUCCGCCCCCCCACGCCUCCGUACCCGGGCGGGGGACCCUGGGGCGGCGGGUUUCGGAGCCCUCCCUCCGGCGGGGGCCCUGUGCCGCCUUCCCCGCGGGGCUACGGGAGCCCCCACCACACGCCGCCGUACGGCCACCGGCCCUACUCGCCCCGAGGCCACAGCUUCCAUGGCGGCGGCGGGCGGUUUGGGAGCCCGUCCCCGGGGGGUCAGAGCCCGCGCAGGCCGCACAGUGCCAGCCCCAGGUACUCGGCCCCCUACGGCAACGUGUCCCCGGCCGCGGCCCAGCAGCGUCCGCCGCACCAUCCGCAGCAAUACAAGUCCUCGCCGCGGGGCUCCCAGAGAUACUACCAGGGAUCACCCAGGACAUCUACUCCAUUUGGUACAGCGCAUGGCAGAGGGAAAAGAGUGUCUAAUGAUGUGGAAAGCUAUUACAGACCUUCAAUGCUUGAGGACCCAUGGGCUGGCCUAGAGCCAGUUUCUGUUACAGACAUAAACCAACAAUACAGCAGUGAGCAAACAACAUAUACUGGUAAAAAAGGGAGGUAUUUCAGUUAAUGUUUCUAAAAGCCAAAUAACUCCAUCUGUCAGGAAAACUUUGGGACAAAAUCUUUACACCUACACAAAAUGAACCGUAAUCAAGAUCCUAGCUAUUGCUUUUAUUUGAACAAAUGUCCACCCUUUUAUCUGACUUCUUUUUACUGCAUUGGAUAUUUUUAUGUAUGGAGGGAAAAGUAGUGGUGGAUAAUACACAUUUCUGGCUACAUGGAAGUGCCUACCAGCUUUGAAGAACAAAGUGUUCUUUAAUCACCAGCGAUUGAUUUGUGUCUGUUAAAACAGGUUUCCCUAUAUUUACCUCUUCCAUGCCAGAUAGUUAACCUAACUUUUAUUGUUAACUCCUUUAGGAAGUGGUAUUUUUUUAUGUUUCAAUGUUUUUAGAAUGAAGUGUGGAAAUACAAAAAAACAAAAACCUUUGUAAAUCCUUGGUUUGUAAUGUAAAAAAAAAUAUUUUAGGACUUUUUUGUUAAGGUGUACUUGGCAAAGAAGUAAUUAGUGAAAUUAGUUAUAUUCUGUAAAUAUAAUGCUUGUAUUCUGUGGUUAAAUUUUGAUUUUGUACACAAUUUUUUGUUAAUUCUAGUGUAAAUAAGUGAAACAUGAGUUUUAGCCAUCUCAGGAAACCAAUGUAUUGUAUUUGGAAAGUUUAAUUUGUUAAACCAGCUCUUGAAUGAUAAAUGUCUGUAAUCAUGUUUGGGUUGUGUGUUUUUGUUUUGUUUUUUGUUUGUUUGUUUUUUGGGGGUUGCAUUUUAAAGGAUUCAUAUUUGAAAACAAAAUAGAGAUUUAUGGAUUAUAGCAAACAAAUCUGUUUUCCGGCAAAUAAAAAUUAACUUUCACAUAAACAUUAGAUAAUUAAAUGAAUACAAAGAUGUCAUCUUGCUCAAAUUUUUAGAAUAGUGUAGAUCUGGUGAUGAAUGAAACUCAGUUUGUAUGAUUAAAUAAUUGAAUUCAGUGCAUACCAUAACACUUCAUUCUUAAAUUGUCCAUUAGCAUUUAUAACUCUCUUCUGACUUGGAUAAAGAAACGAGAUUAAUA